AUGGUUAAGGAACUACCACCGCGCAAGCACAACAAGAUCGUGACAUGGGCCGAUCCGAUUGCUGAGACCAGGUUGUUUGUGAAAGAACCGUCAUCUGAAGACAUGCGUGACAUACCCGAGGACAGCGAGUAUUAUGCAUAUGAUGACAGUGAGGAAUAUGACACAGAUGACGUGUUAGAAAAUGGAGGGAUGAACCAGGGUUCAGGGGUGGCCCAGGUUACUAAGGAAAUUGUUCAGGAAGAAGAGGAGCAGAAUAUUGAUCAGGGUAUUGAUCAGGAGGCAGAAGAGGCAUUUAAUGAGAGCAAUCUUGCACUCUACUACGUGCUCAUAAAAAACAGAGUUCAACUCAAAGUUCUCGAACAGAACCUUGAUGAGACCAAAGAGUGUCUCAGAACGGCACUUGUUGCACAUGAUGAACUAAAAGCAGAUAUUGAUAAGAAGAGCAUGUUGCUAAAAGAGUGUACUGCUGAAUCAGAGAGAAACAGAUUGAUGUACGUGAAAGCAUAUGAAACAGUAUCUGAACUUACGAAAUACAUUCAGGUGAGAGAGCUGGCCAAAGCCGAGGACAGGGUGAAUCCCGGCAUGUCAAAUGAGCCAGUGACUCCUCCUAAGAAAAGUAUGUCAGAAAGAACAAAAAAGAAGAUCAAAUAUUACAUCACAAAGGCGAUUAAGAAAUGUGGUACAAAACCAGUCCGUGUUACCAUUCAUAGGCGAAAUAAGGCGCCUUGUGUGCUGAUGCUAACACGAAAUGAAGAAAACAAGAUACANGAUUGA
Messenger RNA from Enterospora canceri, 774 nucleotides. The record is from the annotation of a GenBank genome assembly. Lineage: Eukaryota; Fungi; Microsporidia; Enterocytozoonidae.